Molecule: messenger RNA, 2244 nt
Organism: Exophiala spinifera
Lineage: Eukaryota; Fungi; Ascomycota; Eurotiomycetes; Chaetothyriales; Herpotrichiellaceae
Exons: 1
Coding region: 1-2244 (747 amino acids)
Source: RefSeq, a predicted model, not a curated record
AUGGCAGACGCAUUAGAUCCUGCGACGAGUGUGCACCAAGGGUUCUGGAAAGAUUGGUCAAAGGACGGUAUACAGGGGCUGACCUGGACACUGUCACCGACGAACGCAAUUAUCCUGACUAACUCCCUUACCCUUUUCGUCACCAUCAUAAGUGUACAGUUAUGGACGAUCAUCCGAUAUACACUGCAUCAGACUGGGGCAACGUCACCUCCGGAGAUGACACCUCAUCUUCGCAGCGAACAGGUCAUAUUGAGAAACGCUGGCAGCGAUCUUGCAACAGCACAGCAUAUGCUAAGUCUUGCCUGGAAAUCUCGACGAAUAUCCGGGAAGCGCUCCCUGCGGUCAUAUGGCAUUGGAUUUCUUGCCCUCAUAUAUGCCGUCAUCUUCAUGCUCUCUGGCAUCUUUUCAAACAGAGCCAUCAGCUCCGGGUCAACAAAUGGUGGAUCAGCGGUCCUUGUGACCAGCAAAUAUUGCGGCGUCUGGAAUGACACAUACUUCGCGAUUGCAACCGGGGGGUUUUCGAAUCAGGAAGAGUUACAGCUCAAUACUCAGUGGGUCGCGAAAGUGGCACACGACAUCCAACUCAGCCUUCAGUAUGCCCAAGAAUGCUAUUUUUCACAGUCAUCGAAUAUGCUGGUGUCCGCCAGAUCCGCAACCUCUAAUGCCACCUCAUCACGCUGCAAUAGUUUGAAAUCCCCGAGCCUGGGAUGGGACACCCGUAAAGGCAGUUGCCCCUUCAAAGAACAGACCUGCCAUCAGGAUUCCAAGACCAUUGUUUUGGAUACGGGUGAUAUUGAUUCCCAUAUGCACCUGGGUAUCAAUGCGCCACCUAGCCAAAGAUUGACCUACAGGAGAAAUACAACUUGUGCUGUUCUUGACGAUAAGAAUUACAUUACCGGUUGGGAUGGAUCUGUAACAAAUACAUCUAGCCCUAACCCUGGCCAGAAGACUGCAUACGCAAACUACGGUCCUUCGCUGUACAAGUCUACCAAUUGGACAUAUUCAUACACAAAUUUUGCGUCAUUCUACAAUAACUUCUCGAGCCAGGUAACGGCACCUUACCUCGUGGAUCCUGAGCGAGCAUACGCCUUUGCAGAACCGCAAUGGUCCACAAGUGAUUUUGCACCCGUUGCCGAAGUGGCUCAAACGGAUGCAGAUCUUACAUUGCUCUUUCUCAGCUUCAUUGGCAUGUAUCUAGGGGAAGUCAAUGACCCAUGGUUCUCUGCCCACGAAGCACAAUUGGUCAACACGAGCACCCCUUUCUUGAAUCAGCGAUAUUUGCGUGACGAAGCCAUUAGCACAAUUGGAUGCACCGAGCAGCAUCAGUUCUGUACGCACAACGGUACCUGUACGGGUUUCCUUGGAUUUGACCAGGUUCAGAAUGUGAAAGAAUUCAACGAUGCGCUUACACCUCACCAGAACGCGACCUUUGAUCGGAUGCUCCGUGCCGUCGCCUUCUCCCUUAUCGCACACGUGGUUGAAAACCUCGGAGUCACAACGACUUCGAUGCUGGCUACCAGUGUGACCAAAACUGGGUCUACCGGCGCAGUCAUAUCAGAGCCACUGCCGGACGAUCAGUGGGAGACAGAGCUCCAGUACUGGCAUAGCGUUGCUAUGGCCCAGCUUCAACGAGGGAUGGCUGAAUGGGCUACGGGACAGAUUGCUCCUUCUCCCCAAUACGUCCAGUAUCUGCUUCCUCCAACGGCUGAGCAAGACGUCUGGUUCUGUAAAAGCAUGAUCAUACCAUCGACAUUCUACCAGUCAUUCAGUGUGCUCGCGAUCAUGGUUAUCGUUAUACUCGGGACGGUUAUAAUUGUUCUCGGCUUUACCAUUGAGAACUUGGCGGCAUGUGUGCGCAGCCGUCUUCGGAAGUCUCCUCCACGAGGCGACUGGGAACACGACGACAUGCUGCGAAGACCGACCUCAGGAAUAGGCCUGAACCUCUCUCGCACAACUCGGCGCGACCGUCAUCCUUCUAUGGCAACACGAGAAAGCACCUUUGAAAAGGAUUUUGAUUCCCUAAUGGGCCUCCGACCGUCAACUAAUCGCAGGAUCUCAUCUCAGGUUCUGGCACCUACUGAUCCUGCUUUCGGCAUUGUGAAUUAUCACACAACGUCCUCCUUCACAGGGAAAAGCAAGGAGAUGAUGAAGGGAUUUUCCUUUCGGCUCGAAGAAAAGGCAUCAAUGCCCAGCAAUCUAGUUGUACCAUUCGAGAAUCCUCGGAAAUCGCCAUCGCCACCGUAG